Messenger RNA from Cordyceps militaris CM01, 864 nucleotides. Its product is annotated as 30S ribosomal protein S10. Gene Ontology annotation, biological process: translation. Gene Ontology annotation, cellular component: mitochondrion; small ribosomal subunit; ribosome. The transcript has 3 exons. Gene Ontology annotation, molecular function: structural constituent of ribosome. Lineage: Eukaryota; Fungi; Ascomycota; Sordariomycetes; Hypocreales; Cordycipitaceae. The record is from RefSeq and is a predicted model, not a curated record. Bases 1 to 864 code for a protein of 287 amino acids.
AUGGUCGAGGCGCUGCCAUGGGAUGCUGCUGGUCAACUUCACUCUAGCAUCAAACGCGAACAUCACUAUGCGCCGCCAUAUUCCACGGCAAUUGGUGCAUUUCCGGGUAGGUCUACCAAUCGCACCAAUAUUGGCUUCAGAAUAUACUCUGACAGACACAAGCCGGCCCUACCACGAACCAGCAACGCCUCGCUAGCUUCCAGGUUCUACGGUACUGUCGGCCCUGAUAAAUCGAUCUCGAAUGAUGAGUCAGUUACCGCUCGGCCUGUUGAGGAUGAUGAGCUACGGAAUCCUCGAUCGGCGCAAGCUAUCCACCUAAAGCCUCUUCGCCGCACCCCAGAGCAUGGCAUUCCUUCGUGCGACCUCCAGCUUCGGUCUUACAGUAUUCAGCCGCUCGAGUUCUUCUCCGAUUUUGCCCUCCGAGCCGCAUAUUAUCUAGGCCUACCCGCGUUCGGGCCUGUGCCUCUGCCGCGGAUAACAGAGCGUUGGACGGUUCCGAGGGAUCACUUCAUUUUCAAAAAGUCACAGGAAAAUUUUGAGCGAAGGACAUUACGUCGGAUGAUCCAAAUUCAGGAUGGAAACCCCGAAACCGUGCAGCUAUGGCUCGCCUAUCUCCGAAAGCACCAGUACUACGGUAUUGGCAUGAAGGCGAAUUUUUGGGAGUUUGGGUCUACGCAGCUGGAAAACACGGAGCAGUCUCUUAAGGGCAGCACCGGCGAACUACUGUCCACUUGGGAGCAUCUUGGUCAAACUAGGUCGUUUGCUGAGGGGGAAGCUCAGGAGAUGCUGAGCCGCGGCCGCUUGGGCGAUUCAUUAGGCGUGUCGCGUGCCAUGCCUCGUGCCAGAGCGCCUCCAGCCCCAUGA